This is a messenger RNA of Pseudovirgaria hyperparasitica, 1147 nucleotides long. RefSeq lists its product as uncharacterized. Bases 261 to 974 code for a protein of 237 amino acids. The transcript is spliced from 2 exons. The record is from RefSeq and is a predicted model, not a curated record. Lineage: Eukaryota; Fungi; Ascomycota; Dothideomycetes; Acrospermales; Acrospermaceae.
GCACCUUUUCACAAGGUGGUUGACCUCAGCAGUUUCUCGGGAGUUCUUAUCUGUGCUGCGAAUGAUGUUCGAGAUGGACUUAGUUAGCGUAAGGCCCGGGACUGCAAAGCUUAAGAUAGGACGAAUCCUCCUGCGUGCUUACGACCAGUAUUACAAAUCACAUAUAUGACCUCACUGAACUCUAGCAAAGCUCACAAAGAUUGAUAUCUCGCUAGCUACUCAAUCUGUGUAGAUCUAGCCUGGGGAGAGGAAUCGAGGAGAUGAUGGCUUCUCUACAGCUUACUGAUUCAGAAGCCGAAAAGGCAUGCCGUGGCGAGUGUUGGCAUGGCGUGCAAGAUGCAAGGGAACGUAAACGAAUACGUAAAGCAAGGUUCAAAGCCCUUGCACAACACCAACAUCAACAACAUCACCAGACGCCCAAUACCAGCGAGGUAGAAGGAUCAAAAGACGGAGAUGACGAUCCAUUCUGCCACAUCAUGGACACUCUCCCCCCUCUAGAUCCGGCCUUGAACAUAGCAACUUACUCUCCAUCCGAAGUCGUGAGUUCAAAGCCAGAAGACAUGUUUGCCAUCGUGCCACCAACCCUCGACCCUUCAGAUCAAGUCGCCGCGACCGCACUGCCCGCACACUAUGCACUGUUCCUAAACGGCGACAUCCUAGGCCUGACCUGCGGCAUGUCCGCCCCAUCUCGCUCACUUACGCCCAUAGAGAUAGUACCCGCAUCACUCUACCCGUCGAUGUUGCAGCUCGUCACGGUCCACAAGCUGUGGAUCGAUCGGUUCCCGUUUCCUCGGUUCAGAGAAAACAUGCUGAAUCUCAGCCCUGUGAUUGAUGAUGAGCAGUUUCUCCGUGACCUGUUCGGGCUGGACUCUGGCAAGUCCUUUUGCGUCAGGGAGGGCGGGAUGAGCUGGGAGCCAAGAGACUGGUUCAUGGGAAAGCAGAUGAGCGAGAAAUGGGGAUGGUUGUUCUACUAAGUGAAACAACAAGGCAGCCAUGGGUUCUACUCAGUUAUGUUCUCCGCCCUCUCAAUAUGGAGAACGAACUCUAGCAAGCCACGAUUCAAGGCAAGAAUCAACCCUUCAGCGGCCUCCACUUUCAAGACCUCAAGAAAUUGAAGAUUUUACUAUAAAAUUCGCUGCCAUCCACU